CAGUGGUUGGGCAUUUCCGGUCGUGUCAGGUUUCACGAAGCACGGACAUUUAAAUCUGCGGCACUGGGAGAGACUUGGAAACCUGCGUUCGGACGGCGUACCACGCAGCGGUUUGAACAGUAGUAGUAAAACCUUUUAUUUCAGGGCAGAUUUGUUGUUUUAAUCAGUAUUUUGUAGGUUCACUGAAGACCAGCAGCAAUAUUCUAAUGUAAGAAGACGUUUUCAUCGCUUGCUCUUUAGCUCCGUGCAGCUGUUGGAUUAUUCCUCUAGCUGAAUUUUGAAUGAACGUCCUGCAUUAGCCGACUUGUUGUUUUCAAUGUGCAUGUAAAUAUCAAGCAAGCUUUGACGUCCGCGCAGAAGGGGUUUGCAUGUAUUUUUGUUUCUUGCUUGGCCUUAAAGACCUGGAAAGAAACGCCUUCAACGAAGAGAAUAUUUUAUGCAAGCUGUGUUAUGAUUGAAAUGAAAAAAAUACUUAGCAAUUUCCAUCCACUAAAGGAAUUAAAGAAAAUAUAGCACAGUUGACAGUUUCUUUAUACGAAGUUCAUUUUUGUUUUUUUAGCUUUCUUGGGGGAAAACGACAAAUUAGGAUUCUUUUAUAGAGAUUUGCGUUGUAUAUUGUAGAAUUUGCAUCAUGUUCAGCUGGUUGGGUAAUGAUGACAGGAGGAAGAAGGAUCCUGAGGUGUUUCAGACAGUCAGCGAUGGACUCAAGAAGCUGUACAAAACCAAACUGUUACCUUUGGAGGAACACUACAAAUUCCAUGAGUUCCACUCGCCCGCCCUAGAAGAUGCAGACUUCGACAACAAGCCCAUGGUACUGCUGGUAGGGCAGUACUCCACCGGGAAGACCAGCUUCAUCCGGUACCUUCUGGAGCAGGACUUUCCCGGCAUGCGGAUUGGGCCGGAGCCCACGACGGAUUCCUUCAUCGCCGUGAUGCAUGGCGACGUGGAAGGGCUGGUCCCCGGAAACGCCCUGGUCGUGGACCCCAAGAAGCCAUUCCGGAAGCUCAACGCCUUCGGGAACGCCUUCCUGAACCGGUUUGUCUGCGCCCAGCUGCCCAACCCUGUGCUGGAGAGCAUCAGCGUCAUCGACACCCCGGGGAUCCUGUCCGGCGAGAAGCAGAGGAUCAGCAGAGGCUAUGACUUUGCGGCGGUCCUGGAGUGGUUCGCUGAGCGUGUGGACCGCAUCAUUCUGCUGUUCGACGCCCACAAGCUGGACAUAUCGGACGAGUUCUCCGAGGUGAUCCGGGCCCUGAAGAACCACGAGGACAAGAUCCGCGUGGUGCUGAACAAGGCCGACCAGAUCGAGACGCAGCAGCUGAUGAGGGUCUAUGGUGCCCUCAUGUGGUCGCUGGGCAAGAUUGUCAAUACGCCCGAGGUCAUCCGCGUCUACAUAGGAUCCUUCUGGUCACAUCCACUUCUGAUCCCAGACAACAGAAAGCUGUUUGAGGCCGAGGAGCAGGACCUAUUCAAGGACAUCCAAUCUCUACCCAGGAACGCAGCUCUCCGGAAGCUAAAUGACCUCAUUAAGAGGGCACGGCUAGCCAAGGUUCACGCCUACAUCAUCAGCUCUCUGAAGAAGGAGAUGCCGUCAGUAUUUGGCAAGGAAAAUAAGAAGAAGGAGCUGAUCAAUAGCCUUGGAGAUAUUUACAGCCGCAUCGAGCGAGAACACCAGAUCUCCCCAGGGGAUUUCCCCAACCUGAAGAAGAUGCAGGAACAACUCCAGUCUCACGACCUGAACAAGUUCCAACCACUGAAGAUGAAACUACUGGAUUCAGUGGAUGACAUGCUGGCCCAUGACAUUGCCCAGCUGAUGGUUCUCGUCAGACAGGAGGAGACCCAGCAGCCCAACAAGGUGGUCAAGGGCGGAGCCUUUGAUGGCACACUCAACGGGCCGUUUGGGCACGGCUACGGCGAGGGCGCCGGCGAGGGCAUUGACGAGCAGGAGUGGGUGGUGGCGCGUGACAAGCCGAUGUACGAUGAGAUCUUCUACACCCUCUCACCUGUCAAUGGCAAGGUCACGGGGGCCAACGCCAAGAAGGAGAUGGUCAAGUCCAAGCUGCCAAACACUGUGUUGGGCAAGAUCUGGAAACUGGCGGACAUCGACAAGGACGGCAUGCUGGACGACGAAGAGUUUGCCCUGGCCAACCACCUCAUCAAGGUCAAACUUGAGGGUCACGAGUUGCCCAGCGAACUUCCACCUCACCUGGUUCCUCCUUCUAAGAGGAAAAUUCCUGAAUAAAAUGGCAUGGGGUGAUGGAAUGGGGAGAUCGAGGUGAUGGUAAGGAGGUGUGGGCAGUGUGCAGUGAAGGAGCAGUUCAAUAUAAUCAGCGGAAUGGGCUCUCAUCUGUGCUUCAAUGGCAGAUUGGUUGGGGGGGCUUUGUGGAGUAUGCGUCAUAGGAAAUGAGCAGGGAGCGAGAGACAUGCUGAUUAAGUGAGGUUCAGUGGGGUGGGCGGGGGGAAUUGGGGGGUAAAGGACUCCUACACAACACUCUUCCACAACCUUUCUUGGUUGCAUGUAGCAGUUUGGUGACUCGGCACAUGGCUCAGCAGGAAUUGGAGAACAGCGGCCGCAGAGGAGAAGCGAGCUCCCCUCUUCUGUGCUCUCCUGAUUGGUGGAUGUGAGAGACACAAGGCAUGCUUCACGGGGGCAAAGAUGUCACACUUCUGUCUUACUACUAUUACUUACUCUGGUAUUACCUUAGAUAGAGUUUAAUGGAAUAAUGUACUGACUCAAACCCUUUUUUUUCCAAGAAUUAGGUCUAGUAACUUUUUUUUUUUCUUUCUUGCAUCAGCGUGCUAAAUGCAAGGCCUUCAUAGCCAGACAGAGAGACUGUUAAAUUGUAUAGCUGUCAUGUUGGACUAUAGAGAGUUGAAAAUUUUAAAUGUCUAGUGCUGAAAUGUACCUUCUAGGAUUAGUGUCCUCCGACUGUACGUUCCUAUAUAUUUAGUGUGUUGCGAUUAUCUGUAGAGUACUUGUAGGAUUAAACUUGAGUUUGCUGGUAAGGGGAGUUGUUGGCAGACUAUCAAGUGGGGGGGGUCCAUACCAGUUUGGAUUUCAUUUCUUGUUUGUCAUGUCCAGUACCUGCUUGUGCUUGCUGUUUAUAGGGGGGGGGGAAGCCAGACGAUCAACCACAUUUAUACAAAUGCAAUGCAAACUGGUUUUUACUUAACCCUCUGGAGGAAACCGCUUGCCUGUUCAAACGCUGUUGCUAGUUUUCAGCGGCGUGAGCUGUGGCGUUCGUCAUCCCAUGAGUCACUAGGUAAAAUCCAGGUUAUGUAAGAUUUUUAAACUUGGCACAUUGCUUGGCCAUUUCUCCCUAAUUUACCGAAUGACUCCUGCUGGAAUCCCAUCUCUAUUUGUCCUUAGCCAGCAAAUCCCAUCAUUCCGAGGUAGUACAAACACCCGAGCUACUAAAAAUUGUCGCAGAGAUAGUGACUUGUUUGACGAAUGCAGAUAGAUGCAUUUAUUCUACGAAUCUGAGAGAGGGUCAGUUCCCAGUUUAGCGUGUCCCUCUGUUAUGGAUACAUUUAAAUUAAUCUCUUACUACUUACUGCUCCAAGAGUCCAGAUUGUACUGCAACUGAUGACAGGUAGCCUGUAUACCAGUGUGGAAUAAUAAAAUAUAGCACAAUAUGUAAAUGUCCUAUGACUGUUCUGGUGGUGUGGUUAUCCUUGAAAGGUUUAGGGAUUUUGGGAUCUACGUCAUAUAGAUUUUGGGAGGAAUAUUUUAUUAUCUUCGUUUCAAGAUCACUGCUCCCAGUAGCACGUCUUCACAAAACACCCACUGCUGCUGUGUGUUGUGCUGCCAACAGGGGGCGCCAUGCACCGUGUUCACUGCGUUUUAUGCUAACCAAACAGAUAGGAGACACGAUAUAUAUAUAUUUUUUUUCCAUUCAAGAAAAAUAUAACUGUAGGAAAGUUUAUCCUUGGCUGUGCAUCUAUGGUGGGUUAAAGUGUCAUAUGCUCUUCUGCAGAAGCCACAUCCUGUUUCAUAAAUGCAAUUGCUCAUGCAAAGCUGAGAUCAGUAUUAACGAUGAUAGCUGGCUCACACUGCGCUGCAUGCUGUCUUUAUCAAAGCCGUCAUCCGCCGGCUGUGAGAAUUUUUCCUGAAAAUUCCGAUUUAAAGGUGGUUUCGUUUGGCUGGGAAUUGGUGACUGUUUUGCACAACAGCUGCAGGUGCUAAGCGCGGCCAUAUUUGUAGGUGAUGGAGUUCCUGAUCUUCCACGAGGGCUUUUGGGUAAUUGGGGAGGGGUUUUGCUGCCAAUCAGUCAGAAUGGGGCACCCAUGGAACCUUCCCCUCGUCUGACUAAGCUGUUUUUGUUUCUUUGUUUUGACUCUCUCAAAGCUCUCUGCGAUGUCUCUGUUCGUGUUGGAUGUGAGCGUCCAGCUCUGUGCCCCCUGCUCCCCCCCCUUCCCCGCCCGAGGACUCUGUGUGCGUGUAUUUAACAGACCUGUAUCCGAAGCUAUUGAUUAUGUGUCUCCUGUAACCACCCCCCCAUGGUAAAAAGAAUUCAGGUGGGAAAACAUUCCUAGAAUGUGGGGGGUUCUGCUUUCAAAACUAAAUGAUAGUAAUAAAGUUAUUUAAAAUGGA
Messenger RNA from Brienomyrus brachyistius, 4591 nucleotides. It is a transcript of the gene ehd3, whose product is annotated as EH-domain containing 3. The coding region runs from base 632 to 2239 and encodes 535 amino acids. Lineage: Eukaryota; Metazoa; Chordata; Actinopteri; Osteoglossiformes; Mormyridae. The record is from RefSeq and is a predicted model, not a curated record. Gene Ontology annotation, biological process: endosomal transport; endocytosis. The transcript has 6 exons. Gene Ontology annotation, molecular function: calcium ion binding; protein binding; GTP binding. Gene Ontology annotation, cellular component: cytoplasm; plasma membrane.